AUGCAUUCUUUUCUGCUCUCUUCUUCGCAUUCCCCGUGCCUCUCUUUGUUGCUUGUCAAAGGUGGAGCAGGAGGAGUGGAGAUGGAGCGAGACAAGACUUCAUCGGUGGUGCAAGACAGGCGAGCCAACUCAUUUCGGAACCUUCGGAUGCGCAAGGACAGAGAGGAGCGCGAGCGGGAGGAGCGGAGCAAGACAGACCCCAACAUGAUCGCUGAGAACCUGAGGCUGACGGUGCCGUCGAACGGGCUGAUAGGAGGAAGUCUGAAGCCGAGCGAGCGAGAGCUGGAGCAACCCAAGUGGCGCAACCUCUUCGAUCAGACGCGAGAGACGCGAGAGGAGGUUGUGACCUCCCACAACUUCCGUAAGGUGAGACGAGGAGAUGAGAGGACGAGGCGAGGAAAGCAUGUGCAGCACAAGUCUGACAUGCUCCCAGGUCUGCAUUCAGCUGGGUCUGCCAUUGUCGGACGAAGACCUGGAGGUGAGGGAGGAGGGAGGGAGAGGAAGGAGGGAGAGGAGGGAGGGAGAGGAGGGAGGUAG
Messenger RNA from Guillardia theta CCMP2712, 537 nucleotides. RefSeq lists its product as hypothetical. NCBI's taxonomy places the organism in Eukaryota, Cryptophyceae, Pyrenomonadales, Geminigeraceae. The transcript has 4 exons. The coding region runs from base 1 to 537 and encodes 178 amino acids. The record is from RefSeq and is a predicted model, not a curated record.